AUGGACUCGACCGUCGAUGCGGACGGUACGGCGUUCAUUUGUCCUGAAUGCAGCUUCAAUGGAAAGAGCUUGCCAGAAUUAAUUAGCCAUUUGAAUGAAGCACACAGUGAAGAAACUGCUAGUAAAAGUGAAGCACCACCAAAAAAUGCUUCAUCGUUACUACAACCUGAAAAACAACGAUCCCGACAUUCUAAUCAAUUUUUCAAUCGUAUUUCUACAUCAGAUAAAAAUCCAACAAGAUUUAUUUCAACUAUAAUAGAUGAUUCAUCCAUACCUGUCAUCAGUGAUGAAAAUACAAACAUUAAUGUCAUUUCAAAAGAUCCAUCAAAUUUAAUUAAUAUUUCUAAACGAAAUCCAAAUGUACUUCAUUCUAUUCUAAGUCAACAACGACCAAUAGCACCUAAAAAUGGAUCACCAACAGCAACAAAAGUCACACCCAUCUCUUCACCAUCAUUAUUACCUAUAAUAAAUUCUUCACCAAAUACAGAUAAUUCAUUUUAUUCACCAACAAAUCAAUCAAUGCAACCAUAUAAAAAAAAUUUUCAAUGUAAAAUGUGUCGUUUAACUUAUAAAAAUUUUCAUGAUUGUACAGCACAUAUACGUAAAAAACAUGAAAUAAGUCAUUCACAAGCUGGCCGUUUUGUUGAUAAACUUGAUGCUGAUGUACCAUUACCACCAUCAGCAACAGGAAAUUAUAAAUUUCGUGUUAAAGUUAAAUCAUUACCACCACAACAAACAAAUUCAGCGUCAGUAAUAAGACGUACAUCAUUAACACCAGUAAUAAAUGAUGAAUCAACAAAAAUUUUACAAUGUAAAUAUUGUUUAUUUACAAGUCAUUGGUCAAAAGAAAUCAUAAAACAUCAACGUACAAUACAUCCUAAUUAUCCACCACAUAUUUUACAAAAAGAUUAUUUACAUCAAGAUAAUAAAAUUCAUCAACAUGAUGAUGAUGAUGAUGAUGAUAAUGAUAAUGAUGGUAUAUCAGCACUUUUAAUUGAUCCAGUACGAGCUUUUGGUGAAGUUAUUGAUAGUAUUGAUAAUACGAAUGGAAAUGAUUAUGAUGAUAUGGAAAGUCAAGAUGAACAUUCAAUGAUCGAACAUGAUAUUGAUGAUGAUGAAGAAGAUGCUCUUUGGAAAUAUCAACAAGAAAUAAAUGAUUUAUCAGAAUCAGAUAUGACAGCAACAGUUAAUAAUGAUAACAAUCAUUCAAAUCAUUUAUUUAUUCAACGAUUUAAAAAAUUUCGUUGUCCACAUUGUGAACAUUCAUCACCAACAUUAACAAAACUUAAACUUCAUGUUGCAACACAUAUUAAUAUCAAACCAUUUAUGUGUUCAAUAUGUGGUUGGCGAGCAAAUCUUCGUUGGUAUAUUCAGUGUCAUGCUAAAAAACGUCAUCCAAAUAUGAAUUUUGAUGUUUUACAAUUAUCUCAUGAAGAAGCUGAACAAACAAUAAAUGCUUAUAUGAAAGAACGUGGUCUUGAUACAAAAUUUAAUAUCAAUGGUCAAGAUUCAAAACGUAAUUAUCAAUGUUCAUUAUGUCAAUUUCGUUCCAAUCAUCCAAAAUUUAUUGAACAACAUAUUCAUAUAAAUCAUCCAAAUAAACCAUAUACAAAAAUGAUUAUUAAUAAAAAAAUACCGCAACAACAAAUAAAUAAAACAAAUUCAUUUUUACAAACAAAUGGUAUUAAUCAAAUAAAACAAAAUCAUACAAAUGAACAUGAUGAUCAAAUUUAUUCAAAAUUUAUGAUAAAACCACCAACAAAAAUAAAUUAUCAAAAAUCAAAUGGUGAUUAUCAUGAUGAACAAAAUAAAUGUGAAAUGAAAUCACAAACACUUUAUAAUCGUUCAAGUUUAAUACAAGCUGAUGGUACAGUACUUUUACCUGAUCCAUCACAAAUUGUUUAUUCAAAUUUUUCUUCACAUGCAAAUUAUAAUCCAAAUCGUUUAUUUUAUUGUGCAUUAUGUUUUCGUGGUUAUCGUUGGCGUUAUGAUGUUAAACGUCAUCAUAAAACAAUGCAUGAAACACCUGAAAAUGACGUUGCUAUGGGUUUAUCAAUGAGUCCAAAAUCAAUAAAACGUCGUAAUAAAGAAUUUAAUAAAAAUUUUCGUUAUUUAGAAUAUGUACCACAAUUAGAUGGUCUUAUAUCAGCAUCAAUGUCAAGUGUAAAUAAUCAUUUUAUGUUAAAACAAGAAAAUGGUAUUGAUGAAGAAAGUAUGUUAGCUGGUGUAACAGACGAUGAUGAUGAUGGCAUUGGUGGUAGUAGUGGUGAAGGUCAACAAAGUCAAGAUAAUGAUCUUAAAUUAAGUAUUGCUGAUGCCCGUAGUGUUGAUGUAACAGAAGAUGAAGCAGCAGCUUUAUUAAUGAUUGAACCACAUAGAUCAGAUAAUAGUUCACUUAUUGUUGAUGAUCAUCCAGAUGAUUCGAUAAUUAUAUUUGAAGAUGAUCGACAAAAUUUAUUUGAACCAAAAGAUAAAAGUUUAUUAAUGCCAAAUGAAACAACAAAAAUAUCUGUUCGUACACCAACAGGUUUUAAACCAUAUCGUUGUCCAUAUUGUUUUUAUCGUACAAAUUGGCGUACAGAUUCUUUACGACAUAUACGAGCACGACAUAAAAUUGAACCACAUCAAGAUGGUUAUUAUGAAAUGACAUCGGAAGAAGCUGAACGUACAUAUGAAGAAUAUGAACGUACAUUUGGUUUUGUUGUUUCAAAAAAAGUUUUAGGACGUUUUACUGAUUUUCGUCAUAUUGAAUGGAAAGAUUUACAAAAAUCUAUUUGGAAUAAAAUUAAAGAUAAACAAGGUUAUGAACAAAUUAUAUAUGAUCGUCUUCGACCAGAUGAUUAUUCUGAAAUAACAAAAAUUCAUUCAGAUGUUUCAUUAAAACCAAUCACAACACCAGUAUUAUAUAAAACACCAAUAAUAAAAGCAAAACGAAUGUUUACUUGUAUGGAAUGUGCAUUUCGUUCAAAUAAACUUGUUGAAUUAGAUAAACAUAUUUGUGCAAGAAUUCAAAAAUCUCAACAAGAAAAACCGCAUGGAAAAUGUCUUGUUUCACUUUAUCAAUGUACAAAAUGUUCAUAUCGAACAAUAAAUAAUAAUUAUGCACGAAAACAUAUUUAUUUACACCGAUUAAAAAAUAAAAAAACUAAAUAUUUUUAUUAUUGUUCAUUUUGUGGUUAUAAUCAUUGUCAACGAAAUAGAAUAAUUGUACAUAUUGCUCAACAUCAUUCAAUGAAAAAUACAUUAACAACAACCAUUCCUUGUCUAUAUAAUUCUGAUGCUGAUUUUUCAAUUAAACAAAUUCAUUUACGUCGGUCAUUUAUUGAACGUCAAUUAAAUAAUGAUAAAACAAAUAAAACUCGAGUUUUUUAUUGUACUAAUUGUCCACAUGUAUCAACAUCAAUAUUAGAAUAUAAUCAUCAUCAAUUGUGUCAUAAAGAAAAUCCAUUAAAUUUAUAUAAAUGUAAUCGUUGUUCAUUUUCAUCAAAUUCUUUAUUGUAUACACGUCAACAUAAUUUAUUACAUUCAAAAUCAAGUCGAUUAUUAUCGCUCUAUAUUGAUACAAAAAAUUUGAAACAUCUUUCUGUUUCAACAAUUUUUCAAGAAACUCUUGGUAAAUAUCAUCGUUAUCAUUGUCCAUUUUGUAAAAAAUUUUCAUCUGGUACAUCAUCAUUAGUUGUUGAUCAUAUUAAAAAUACUCAUACUAGUAACAGUAAUCAAUUUGAUGAUAGCUUAAUAAUCGGCUCGGACAUGGUCAAAGAAAUACUUGGAUUGGGAGGUAAAAAAUUUUGA
This is a messenger RNA of Rotaria sp. Silwood2, 3792 nucleotides long. The record is from the annotation of a GenBank genome assembly. NCBI's taxonomy places the organism in Eukaryota, Metazoa, Rotifera, Eurotatoria, Philodinida, Philodinidae.